Messenger RNA from Oryzias latipes (Japanese medaka), 588 nucleotides. RefSeq names its product RNA polymerase I and III subunit D (gene polr1d). Gene Ontology annotation, biological process: transcription by RNA polymerase III; transcription elongation by RNA polymerase I. NCBI's taxonomy places the organism in Eukaryota, Metazoa, Chordata, Actinopteri, Beloniformes, Adrianichthyidae. Gene Ontology annotation, cellular component: RNA polymerase III complex; RNA polymerase I complex. Gene Ontology annotation, molecular function: protein dimerization activity; DNA binding. The record is from RefSeq and is a predicted model, not a curated record.
UUUCAUUUUCAGCCUGUAAGUCAAAAAUAAAGGGGAAGAAACACAAAGCUCAUACUUUGCAGUGCGAGCGACGUGAAAAGCAUGGCCGGGGAUGGCGAGAAGAAACCCAAACUGGAAAUGGUCCAGGCUGAUGGAGCCCAGGAGGACUGUGUGACGUUUGUGAUGCACGAUGAGGAUCACACGCUGGGCAAUUCCCUCAGAUACAUGAUCAUGAAGAACCCCGACGUGGAUUUCUGCGGUUACACCAUCACCCAUCCAUCCGAGAGCAAGAUCAACUUUCGCAUUCAGACGAGAGGGGGAGUUCCGGCCGUGGAGCCGCUGCAGAAGGGUCUGAGCGAUCUUCACCAAGUCUGUCAGCACGUCCUCAACACCUUCCAGGCAAAAGUUAAUGAGUACAAAGAAAGAGAAGAGAAGCCGAUGGAAUGACCUUCAUCGCCAUCAGGACUGAGGAGCUAAAGACUGUAAACAUUGAUUAAUUUUGUUUUUUUUAUUAUAAGUAUUUUGUUGAAGGAAAAAAAAGCUUUUUCCAUCAUUUGUGUUUAUGUUUUAGUUGAACUAUAACGUAUAAUAAAGGUAUAUUGUGUGAAA